Messenger RNA from Lolium perenne, 407 nucleotides. Its product is annotated as small ribosomal subunit protein uS12m. Gene Ontology annotation, molecular function: structural constituent of ribosome. The record is from RefSeq and is a predicted model, not a curated record. Gene Ontology annotation, biological process: translation. Lineage: Eukaryota; Viridiplantae; Streptophyta; Magnoliopsida; Poales; Poaceae. Gene Ontology annotation, cellular component: small ribosomal subunit; ribosome.
AUGCCUACAAAAAAUCAAUUGAUUCGUCAUGGUAGAGAAGAAAAACGGCGCACGGACCGUACUCGAGCUUCGGAGCAAUGUCCCCAGAAGCAAGGAGUAUGCCUGCGUGUUUCGACGAGAACACCGAAAAAACCUAAUUCAGCUCUACGUAAGAUAGCAAAAGUACGGUUGAGCAAUCGACAUGAUAUAUUUGCUCACAUUCUAGGCGAAGGUCAUAAUUCGCAGGAACAUUAUAUAGUCUUAGUAAGAGGAGGUAGAGUGAAAGAUUCGCCAGGUGUGAAAUCCCAUCGUAUUCGAGGAGUCAAGGAUUUGCUGGGAAUUCCGGAUCGUAGAAAGGGAAGAUCUAAAUAUGGUGCAGAAAGACCUAAAUCGAAAUGAAUGGAAGAUGCCUCUGGAACUUUUUGGUU